Messenger RNA from Prunus armeniaca (apricot), 294 nucleotides. NCBI's taxonomy places the organism in Eukaryota, Viridiplantae, Streptophyta, Magnoliopsida, Rosales, Rosaceae. The record is from the annotation of a GenBank genome assembly.
AUGGUUUUCAGUUCUCAUGGUGUGUUUGUUCUUCUUUUUUGUAUUGGGUUGUUCUUAGUAGUUCAACCAGGUGAAGUCUCUGCCCUCACAAGUUUAGGCCUAGCCCUCAGAGAGAACCAAGAUCAAUAUCAUGGAAUUUUGCCGCGGCGUCAACGUACUCUCAAGGCUGCCACCAUGGAGGAAAUGAGCGCAGAGAAGAAGAAUUCAACAAACACAAACAGCAACUUUGAUCCAAAUCAAUCUAGCAAAAGAAGAGUGCGAAGAGGAUCGGAUCCUAUCCACAAUAGGUCUUAA